UCUUUCCCCUUAAAACAUUGACGCCAAAUUUUAUUUUACAAAAUGUCACCAAUUAUCCAUCCCUCUUAUUUGCCAUUUUUUUCUCUCAUCCAACCCUUAUCUACCUUACAUAAACACCCUUUUUCCUAGUUUUUCUCUUUCCAAAAUCGUAUGAUUUUCAUGUUCCUCCAUUAAAAUUCUUCUUCCAAAUUGUUCUCCAUAACCUUACAAAACAAGAAUGAAAAAUCAUACUCGUUGAUUUUAAAAAACAACUUAAACCUAAUGGAACAUCGACCAAUCGAGGUGAAAUUACUUUGUGCGAAAGAAUUGAAAGACGUAAACCUCUUUUCCAAAAUGAACGUCUACGUUAUCGGUUCAGUUUCUGGAGAUCCGCGAUCUAUACAACGCACCGUAAUCGAUAAAGACGCCGGAACAAAUCCGACAUGGAAUCAUGAGAUGCAAUUUACAUUCGAUGAAUCAGCCGCUCGUAUGAAUCGACUUGGUUUAGUUUUUCAAAUUAUGUCAGAUCGGACUCUAGGAGAUAAGGAAGUGGGUCGGGUUUACGUACCUUUAAAGGAGCUUUUUGAUGUUGUUGGAUCCAAAGAUGGAUCUUCAAAUGAGGUCCUUGACAAAUAUAGACAUGUGGUCUACCAAGUUCAAACCCUAAAUGGUAAAUUUAAGGGUCAAUUGGAGUUUUCCUUUAAAUUUGGGGAGAAGUUUGUUCAAAGAAUUGAACAAAGACUUGAUGAGUCAGUCAUAGCACACCCAUCAAAACGCUCAAAUUUAGAGGUAGGUCCGAGUACCACACCCGAAUAUGGACCUAAAAUGUGUUCGGAUCCAAUUGUAGAUAAUGUGUCAGGGUAUUAAUUUAUUUUUUUAUUCAGGAUAUAUGUUAAGAAGAGAGAAAGUAAAGCUUAUUUGUAGUCGCUAAAAAUUAAAACCACAUCAUAACUAUAAAAGAAAAAACCUUCUAACCACCAUUAGACUAAUUUUUAGUUUUUAUUCAAUUCUAAUCCUUUUUGGAAUAUAUGUAUAUGGUUUGUACUUUGUAGGAUAAGCAUCAUUUUGUUCUAAGGCAAAAACCGCUAACACAAUAAUCAAAAGGAGCAUACAAUAGUGACAUCAUGUUUUGUUUUUUUUUAGUUUUUUUAAAAAUAAUAUUAAGGAGAUUAAGAAAAAAUUCAUUUAAAUCAGUAAAAACCAUUGUUGAAUGCUAGCUUUGCAGAUUACACAACAAAUGGAGUAACUCGCAUUUCUUUAGAUCAAAAGUAGUUGUUUUAGGGAAAAAGUCUCCAAUUUUUAAAUUUUUUUGUUUUGAUUUUAAUGUUUAUUGAAACUAAGGAUGGGAGUCGUUGAGGUUGAGUAAAUAAUUACUACUCCCUUCAUCCCAUUUAAAUUGUUAUAUUUUACAUUUGUAGAAAUUCCAAGAUAAUUCUUUUAUUUCUGAUUGUAAUUUGUAUAUAGAAUAAAAACAUCUAAUACUCCAAUAUACUUUGUGAAUUAUCAAAGCAACUUCAAAUUUCUACGAUAUCGUAUUCAAGAUAAAUUACUGCUCUUUUUGCUUCAAAAUAUAAUUUGUGAUUGUUUAUAAUUCAUAUAGGGAUUUGUUUUUUAUGUGAGUUCAGAAGUACUUUAAAACUUAGCAAGAAUUUUUAAGAGUUCACUGCCAUUGCUGUCCUAAUUUUUUUUUGCCGUUAUUCGCCUUUUUUCUUAGCUGGUAUAACCCAUAGAUAUAUAGGCAUAACUAAUAUAAAAUAUUUGAAUUACAAUCUUAAAAAUCCAAACAAAUAUUCCACACACGAACUAUAAUCACACUAUCUAUAAAGCCUAAAGUUAAGUCUUAAUAUCAAUGAAAAUAAUUUAACGCACUGUCUAAAAAAUUCCAAAUACAUAAAUAUUUUCAAGUACAACAAUAAAGUUAAAAAUCUAAAUGUCCACGCCGUUGAACUAUUAAAAUAAUCAAACUAAUCGACUCAGAAUUUGAGCUCUUGAAGUAUUGUAUUUUCACCCAUUUUUCGGAUCAAGCCUGGCGGAUAGUUCGCCAUGAACAGCUCUAGUUUUUCGGUAUAUUUUUUAAUUUUGUACAUUAUAUACGUUAUUAGAUCUUAAACUUUAGAUGGUUUGAGAAUGAAAACAAAUUCACAAAUUCUUGUGAGAAACAGUCUCUUUGAGAGACCAUUUCUAAUUAGAUUGGCCCAUUAUAUACUUUUUAAAAUAUUG
Amaranthus tricolor (Joseph's coat) is the source of this 2199-nucleotide messenger RNA. Its product is annotated as protein SRC2-like. Lineage: Eukaryota; Viridiplantae; Streptophyta; Magnoliopsida; Caryophyllales; Amaranthaceae. Bases 262 to 846 code for a protein of 194 amino acids. The transcript has a single exon. Gene Ontology annotation, biological process: defense response. The record is from RefSeq and is a predicted model, not a curated record.